Nanorana parkeri is the source of this 789-nucleotide messenger RNA. RefSeq lists its product as uncharacterized. Gene Ontology annotation, molecular function: protein binding. The coding region runs from base 1 to 789 and encodes 262 amino acids. NCBI's taxonomy places the organism in Eukaryota, Metazoa, Chordata, Amphibia, Anura, Dicroglossidae. The record is from RefSeq and is a predicted model, not a curated record. The transcript has 8 exons.
AUGGAAAUGCAUGACAUUGAUCCAUGGCAUCUAGGCCCCUCGCAGCAUUCAGUAGAUGAUGGAGGCCUGCUUCUCUCCAUACCAGCUCUGCCUCCUACCAUCUGCAAUGAUGCCGCAACCACGCUGAAGAUUAAAAUCUGCAAUGUUGGCUGCUCUGUGGGAACAUUUCUGCACACCCCUGUAUUGACCCGUCGAGCUUUUGCAUUUGUUAGAUGUGGUGAAACCAAGAAAGCUCUACAAGAUGCAGAAACUGCUAUUGUUCUGGACAGCUUAAACCCUGAUGUGUACUGUGUCAGAGCUCUAGUGUGGUGUACAAUGCAAAGGAAAGAGGAAGCUAUUAAAGAUUUAAAUUACAGCCUGCGUCUCAAUCCAUCUCAUGUCUGUUCUCUUAUUCUACGAGGCAACAUCCAAAAGUACAUAGCACUGGAAAAAAAUGGAUGCAUGACACUGAAUAAUGAUCACGAAAAGGCUUUGCAAAUAAACUACUCCUCCCUUCGAUUUGUACAUAUAAAGGACUUUAACAGCCUUCAUAUAUCUGAGUUCUACCAUAGUUUUCUGUGGUCAUUAAAUGUACCGCACACAGUGGCGAGCCUUCCAUGUGUUUGCCCUUCAGUGCAUGAUGCCUCAGUCCAUAUAAAAAGAAUAUCUUCUGCACCUGGCUCCGAGAGGUCCCCAGAAGGCUACCGUGAGGCCUCCAGCAAGCACGGCACCUUAUGGCAUUUUGUAGUUAUAAAACAGGAAAGGAAGCAUCACAGCCUGGUAGACCGCAUGGCCCAGCCACCAUCGUGA